AUGGGAGAAGGCUAUGGCAGUUGCAACCCUCCCACCCCCAGCCCCCUCCUAAUGACUCUGAUAAUGACGUUCACCAAUCUGAUUCUUCCGAAAAAAGUGAUGACGCUUCUGAAAAUCCAGCUGCUCAAAAACCUGAUGAUGCUGAUGACGGUGGGCAGGUUUUCUAAUGAUCCUGGCGAGGGAACUAGCAACCAGCCGGACACUGCCGAUAACAGUCAUCAGGCCACUGCAGAUUCUGGUGAAAGAACAGGCUGCGUUCUCAUCAUGUGCUACAAUCGCUUACGAAACAUAUCUGACUACUGGUCCAUGCAAGAAUCCAUGGGAAAUGUAGCUAUAAAGAAAGCUAUAUCAAGGAACAGGUUUCAGUUGUUGAUGUCGAAGCUGUACUUCAACCUGCCAAACAAACCUGAGAAUGCUACCAAGACUUAUUAUGUAGAUGAAUUAGUUUCUUGUUUGAAACAUACUUUUCCUGAGGCAAGAACAGAAGCAACAUUUCAAAGCAUUGAUGAAUCAAUGGCUAAGUUCAAGGGUAAAGAUCUUGAAAAAGUGGACGGUUCAUUAGGUGAAAGAGUUGUGGGCAAACUUUCGUCAACUGUAAGAGGUGACAAGGAAGAAGUUGUGCUGUCAUUUGAUCGUUUUUUCACCUCAGUCAAAUUGUUAUGUGAAACACGCCAUCCUAGUGUCGCAACUUGCAUCGGGAACAGGGAAGGUGUAGUAGCAGUGUCAUGGAAGGAUUCUAAGCAGUUUGUUGUCCUGAGUAACUUACACUCAGACACUGUGACAACAGUCAAGAGAAUGCAACAAAAUGGAGAAAGAAAGGAUGUUACAUGCCCUGAAGCUAUUGCUUUAUACAAUGAAAUAAUGGGAGGAGUUGAUAUUUCUGAUCAAAAAGUAGGUGUGUACGAUUUUGAUAGAAAGUCAAAAAAAUGGUGGAAAAAGGUGUUCUAUAAACUUCUUCUAACAUCAGUUGUCAACGCAUGGAUUUUGCACCAAGAAGUUCAACACAGGAAAACGUCUCUUCUGACGUUCAUGGUGCCUCUAGCGGAACAGCUGCUCGCCGAAGGAUCAACAAAUACUUCAGUCAAAAGAAGAGCUAGCAUUGGAAGAACAUCAAAGAGAGUGAAAACAAUGUCAAACGUCGGUACUCAUUUGCCUGUGGAAGGACAGACCAGAAGAAGAUGCAAGCGCUGCUCGGAUCACCAGACAGAAAACCGAACAAAAACCAUGUGCGCAGAAUGUGACCUCCCACUUUGUUCAAGGGAAUACCUACUACAGUGA
Messenger RNA from Homalodisca vitripennis (glassy-winged sharpshooter), 1278 nucleotides. RefSeq lists its product as uncharacterized. Bases 1 to 1278 code for a protein of 425 amino acids. Lineage: Eukaryota; Metazoa; Arthropoda; Insecta; Hemiptera; Cicadellidae. The record is from RefSeq and is a predicted model, not a curated record. The transcript has 6 exons.